This is a messenger RNA of Periconia digitata, 2675 nucleotides long. Lineage: Eukaryota; Fungi; Ascomycota; Dothideomycetes; Pleosporales; Periconiaceae. The record is from the annotation of a GenBank genome assembly.
AUUUCUUGUAGAAUGGAUUUGGCUGCGGUUACUCCUAUUGAACGCAUUGCGGGAGUGGAAGGAUUGGACCGCAGCCACAGAUAUGCAACCAGAUGGUUGACAGACAGGACGUCGAGGCCGCCGAUCUUCCGAAACAGGUAGCCUUGAUACUUUUUGAAAAGGUCGUUCUGCGGCGCGUUCCUUGCUCAGGCCGUCCCGAAGUUGAUGCGACCGGUUCUCCGAGAAAAGUCUGCGGCUCCGAUAUCCACUCUUCGGUCAGAACCGGCGUCGUCUAAUUGGACAACACCAACCCUGAGCAUCAUCGCUGAUAGAGUAUCAUAGUGACAACACUGUACGUCAGCUGCAAAGGGUUGCGUGCUAGACCUGCCAUUUUCGACUAUUCUCGAAAAAGAAGAUGAUGUUAUUAUUUCUCGGUGUCAUGAGAACAAAAAUGAGAUCACCAGAUGUGUAACAUUACAACCGUUGUCAACACUCAGCUAGCGAAAGCCUGUGAACAGUGGAACGCAAGGCUAAAAACGACAUCGAAGAUACCAGACCCACCGUGUCCAUCCUUCCAGGCUCCAACAACCCAAUCGAAACCGAGUCGCCUUCACUGGCCGGACCAAUGCUUGUCUGCAGGUAGCGUCCCCUUCAACGAAACCACUGCAAAUCUCGGCCGAUGCAUUAGAAAUUGCCAGCCCACAUUCAGACCUCCACCACCUGGCCUGGGUACAGAUGUUGCCAGCAAAGAAAAUUUGUUUGUUUUCCCCAGUGAUCUAACCAUCCCACCCCCUCCCCCUUCUGUCAUCUGUCUUCCCCCAGUCACCCCAUCAUCACUCCUCCAUUCUUUAUAACCCCAUCCCCCAAACCCCUCAUUUAUAAAUCACUUCCUUCCCCAUAAUCUUUCCUUCCUUCUCCUCUUCACCUUGUCUGGUUGGCAUCUUGCAAGUCUUUGUUCUGUUUAUACCCUCCCUCCAUUGCCAACAACUAAUUGGGUUCCUUUCAUCAUGCGUUUCUUUGGGAAGAAGACCUCGGACGAGGUGCCGCCGGAGAAGGGCACCCCUGAGACCACCACUCCCGCUCAAACACCUCCUCGCCAGGCCUCUGAUAUUGCUGCUUUGGCUCCGGAAGGACGAGUGCCUAUGGUGGCGAUCCUUCUAGGAGCCGUCGCCAGUAUCGGUGGUUUCAUGUUCGGUUACGAGUCUGGUCAGAUUUCUGGUUUCCUCGCCAUGCCAGACUUUGUCGCGAGAUUCGGUGAGGAUGGCAAGUUCUCUGCUGUUCGCCAGGGAACGAUUGUCGGUCUUCUUGCUAUCGGUACUCUUUUGGGCUGCCUGUGCUCUGCUCCCCUCGCUGAUCACUUUGGACGUCGUCUCACCAUCUCCGGAUCUGCCUUCUUCUACAUUGCCGGUGUCAUUAUCGAAAUCACCAGUGAAACCGUCUGGGUCCAAUUCGCCAUGGGCCGUUUCGUCGCCGGUCUCGGUAUCGGUGCCUUGUCCACCGUCGUCCCCAUGUACCAGUCUGAAUCCAUCCCCAAGCGUAUCCGUGGUGCCACUGUUGCUUCUUACCAGUUGCUCAUCACCAUGGGUAUCUGGACCGCGUACAUGGUCAACUACGGCACUUCCGACAGCUACUCCAACAGUGCACAGUGGCGUAUUCCCAACGGUCUCUCUGCUCUCUGGGCUAUUCUUUUGGGAUCUGCUAUCUUGUUGCUUCCCGAGUCCCCCCGCUACGCUUACCGCAAGGGCCGCAUUGAUGAGGCUCGCGGCAACAUGGCCCGCUUGAACGGCGUCGAGCCUAACCACCCCCUCAUCGACGCCGAGAUUGCCGAAAUCCAGGAGAAAUUGGAAGCCGAAUCUGCUGGUGGAAACCACGCUUGGUACGAGGCUUUCACCGGUCCUCGCAUGAUGUACCGUGUCAUUCUCGGUAUGGUCCUCCAAGCCGGCCAACAACUCACUGGCGCCAACUACUUCUUCUACUACGGUACCACCAUCUUCGCCGCCACCGGUCUCGAGAACAGCUACGUGACCUCCAUCAUCCUCGGCACCGUCAACGUCGCUGCCACCAUCUUCGGGAUCUGGAUCGUCGAGAACGUCGGCCGCAGAAAGGCCAUGAUGGCAGGCGCAGCAUGGAUGGGCGUCUGUCUCUUCAUCUACUCCUUCGUUGGCCACUACCAACUCGAUCACGUCAACCCGCAAUCGACCCCGCAAGCCGGCAACAUCAUGAUCGUCUUCACCUGUCUCUUCAUCGCCGCGUUCGCGACCACCUGGGGUCCCCUCGUCUGGGCCAUCGUUGGAGAAUUGUAUCCCGCCCGCUACCGCGCUACCUGCAUGGCUGUCGCCACGGCUAGCAACUGGCUCUUCAACUUCCUCAUCUCCUUCUUCAGCACCAUGAUCACGGACAACAUCGACUACUUCUACGGUCUUGUCUUCGGAGGCUGCUGCUUCGCCCUCUUCAUCGUCGUGUACUUCUUCAUGAUCGAGACAAAGGGCCGUUCGCUCGAGGAGAUCGACACCAUGUACAUCCUCCACGUCAACCCCAUCACCAGCGCAAAGUGGGACGGCGAGUCGCUCCAGAAAGACGGCCUCGUUGACACCGAUCGUUUGCACCUCGGCCCUGGCGGGCGCACGUUCAGCAAGGCUGAGGCCGGCGCGCCCCACGAAGGCGUGUUACAGAGGAACGAGAAUGUUACCGUUUAA